Macroventuria anomochaeta is the source of this 1172-nucleotide messenger RNA. RefSeq lists its product as uncharacterized. Gene Ontology annotation, molecular function: catalytic activity; molybdenum ion binding; pyridoxal phosphate binding. The record is from RefSeq and is a predicted model, not a curated record. The transcript has 2 exons. Bases 404 to 751 code for a protein of 115 amino acids. NCBI's taxonomy places the organism in Eukaryota, Fungi, Ascomycota, Dothideomycetes, Pleosporales, Didymellaceae.
UUCAAGACUGCGAGAGGUUGCCUUGAUUAUCUCCUUCUGCUAUCCCAAAGGCUUCGGUGGCUGCACAUUAGAUGUCGGCAAGAUAGUCUCCCAAGGAUUCGAAGAUGACCGGACGUUCUGCCUGCAGAAAGUGCACCGUGAUCCAGAUACCAAAGACUUCAAGCAGUACAAGACUAUAUACAGCGGCUUUCACCUACAGAUAGUUCUGUUCAAGCAGAUUGUCGAAGAUAGACCGGAUGGCAAGAUGCUGGCUGUGACCAAAGUCAGAGAUGAGCACCCAAACCCAAACUAGCUGUCCUGGACUGGAUCCGAUGGCCAGAUUUAAACUCCUCUGCGUCCGGACGUGAAAGGCUUGAAGAAGCUCAGUUUAGAUCUUCACGACAGCGCCACGGACACAUACGAGAUGGGUGACACCAUCUCUGCGUGGGUGACUAAGUACCUUGGUUUCGAGACGCGUCUUGUCUACAUCGUCCAGCACUUGCGUGUUGUCUUAGGCUCCGGAGCAACCAAUGGCGACAUGGCGUACGCGAAGCGAUCCCCUCUAACGGCCCCAGGUCGCCGUCUUUUGCCCUCAGUUUUCAAGGUCCCGACAGAGCGCAUCACCUUCCACAUCGGUCAAUACCUCGUCGUCACCAAGGAGUCAAACGACGAAGUCAGCUCCCGUCCCGCCGAUGGCGUAUCAAUGGACAUCACCAAGACCCGCCUCAACAUCAUCGUAUCCGGUGCUCCAGCGGCGUAUGACGAGGAUUAAUAGCCGCAAUGAUGUGCCCCGGUGGCAUCAGGAUGAAAUUCAGAGGCACGUGCUGAAGAUUCUAGGCCAUCACUGUUAACCACGCACUGGAAAAAAGGCAGAAGAAGACCUCGAGUUGGUAUGUAAGAAUGGCGAAGGAUAGAAGGGUUGGCAAGGGGUGGAAAUAUGGGCAAAUAUUUGGUAAGUACUCGUAUAGAAGCCUGGCGGAUAAGGGGAAGGAGGUUCGUGUCAGUGAUGAGGUGAGGCUUAUGAAGAGGACUAGGGAGAGGCCAGUAUUUGAUUGGCCGCUGCCGAAGGCUGUAGUGCUUACGUUCAAGUGAGGUCGACGAUGGCGGAGUUCUCCCUCCGCUCAGGCUUGGUGAAGAUCAUAUCCUUUGAAACGAGAGAAGAUACGACACACAUCUUGAUGAGACCAGAGAAG